AUGGCCUCGCUGGACCUGCCCUACCGCUGCCCCCGCUGCGGGGAGCACAAGCGCUUCCGGAGCCUGUCGUCGCUGCGCGCGCACCUGGAGUACAGCCACACGUACGAGACGCUCUACAUCCUCUCCAAGACCAACAGCAUUUGCGACGGCGCCGCGGCGGCCGCGGCUGCCGCCGCCGCCGCCGCCUCCGGUUUCCCUCUGGCGCCUGAGCCUGCCGCCCUGCUGGCCGUGCCAGGCGCCCGGCGCGAGGUCUUCGAGAGCACGUCCUUCCAGGGCAAGGAGCAGGCGGCCGGGCCGUCCCCCGCGGCGCCACACCUGCUGCACCACCAUCACCACCACGCACCCCUCGCCCACUUCCCUGGCGACCUGGUGCCCGCCAGCCUGCCCUGCGAGGAGCUGGCUGAGCCGGGCCUCGUGCCCGCCGCCGCCGCGCGCUACGCGCUCCGCGAGAUCGAGAUCCCGCUGGGGGAGCUAUUCGCCCGCAAGUCCGUGGCCUCCUCGGCGUGCUCGACGCCGCCGCCCGGGCCUGGCCCCGGGCCCGCCUCUGCCUCACCCGCGUCUCCCUCGCCCGCCGAUGUGGCUUACGAAGAGGGCCUGGCUCGCCUCAAGAUCCGCGCGCUGGAGAAGCUGGAGGUGGACCGACGGCUGGAGCGGCUGAGCGAGGAGGUGGAGCAGAAAAUCGCGGGCCAGGUGGGCCGGCUUCAGGCCGAGCUGGAGCGCAAGGCGGCGGAGCUGGAGACUGCGCGGCAGGAGAGCGCGCGGCUGGGGCGCGAGAAGGAGGAGCUGGAGGAGCGCGCUUCCGAGCUCUCGCGCCAGGUGGACGUGAGUGUGGAGCUGCUGGCCUCGCUCAAGCAGGACCUGGUGCACAAGGAACAGGAGCUGAGCCGCAAGCAGCAGGAGGUGGUGCAGAUUGACCAGUUCCUGAAGGAGACGGCGGCGCGGGAGGCCAGCGCCAAGCUGCGGCUGCAGCAGUUCAUCGAGGAGCUCCUCGAGCGGGCCGACCGCGCCGAGCGGCAGCUGCAGGUCAUCAGCAGCAGCUGUGGCAGCACUCCCAGUGCCAGCCUGGGCCGCGGAGGUGGGGGAAGUGGUGCUGGGCCCAGUACCCGGGGCCCAGGCAGGACGCGAGAACACCACGCGGGCCUGGCCAUGCCUAGCACAUACGCGGUGUCACGGCAUGGCUCCUCUCCCAGCACAGGGGCCUGCAGUCGCAUCCCAGCUGCAUCCCAGAGCUCAGGCUGCUAUGACAGUGACAGUCUGGAGCUGCCCCGGCCAGAAGAGGGGGCCCCUGAGGACAGUGGCCCCGGGGGCUUGGGCACACGGGUCCAGGCUGCCAACGGCGGCUUGGAGCGGGCCCAGCCCCCUCGCAGCUCAGGCCUGCGGCGCCAGGCCAUCCAGAACUGGCAGCGCAGACCUCGCCGACACAGCACGGAGGGGGAGGAAGGUGACGUCUCGGAUGUGGGCUCCCGAACCACCGAGUCAGAGGCUGAGGGCCCCUCGGAUGCCCCCCGCCCUGGGCCUGCUAUGGCUGGGCCGUUGAGCAGCUGCCGGCUCUCUGCCCGCCCUGAGGGAGGCAGUGGGCGGGGUCGGCGAGCCGAGAGGGGCAGCCCCUCACGCUCCAAUGAGGUCAUCAGCCCGGAGAUCCUCAAGAUGCGAGCCGCCCUGUUCUGCAUCUUCACCUACCUGGACACGCGCACACUGCUACAUGCCGCCGAGGUCUGCCGGGACUGGCGCUUUGUGGCCCGCCACCCUGCCGUCUGGACACGGGUGCUGCUUGAGAACGCCCGCGUCUGUUCCAAGUUCUUGGCAAUGCUGGCUCAGUGGUGCACCCAGGCCCACUCGCUGACACUGCAGAACCUGAAGCCCCGGCAGCGGGGCAAGAAGGAGAGCAAAGAAGAGUAUGCCCGGAGUACCCGGGGCUGUCUGGAAGCAGGGCUAGAGUCUCUGCUGAAGGCGGCUGGGGGGAAUCUGCUGAUCCUGCGCAUCUCCCACUGUCCCAACAUCCUCACUGACCGUUCGCUCUGGCUGGCCAGCUGCUACUGCCGCGCCCUGCAGGCUGUCACCUACAGAAGCGCCACAGACCCGGUGGGCCACGAGGUCAUUUGGGCCCUGGGCGCAGGCUGCAGAGAGAUUGUCUCCCUCCAGGUGGCGCCACUUCACCCCUGCCAGCAGCCCACGCGCUUCAGUAACCGCUGCCUACAGAUGAUCGGUCGCUGUUGGCCCCACCUCCGGGCCCUGGGCGUCGGGGGUGCCGGCUGUGGGGUGCAGGGCCUGGCAUCACUCGCGAGAAACUGCAUGCGACUGCAGGUCCUGGAGCUGGACCACGUGUCGGAGAUCACCCAAGAGGUGGCGGCUGAGGUCUGCCGGGAAGGCCUGAAGGGACUGGAGAUGUUGGUGCUCACGGCCACCCCUGUCACCCCCAAGGCCCUGCUGCAUUUCAACAGCAUCUGCCGGAACCUCAAGUCCAUUGUGGUCCAGGUUGGGAUUGCCGAUUAUUUCAAAGAGCCCAGCAGCCCUGAGGCCCAGAAGCUGUUUGAGGACAUGGUGACAAAACUCCAGGCCCUACGGCGGAGGCCCGGCUUCUCUAAGAUCCUGCACAUCAAGGUGGAAGGCGGCUGCUAACCCGGGUGG
Messenger RNA from Balaenoptera ricei (Rice's whale), 2628 nucleotides. RefSeq names its product F-box protein 41 (gene FBXO41). Bases 1 to 2619 code for a protein of 872 amino acids. The record is from RefSeq and is a predicted model, not a curated record. The transcript is spliced from 12 exons. NCBI's taxonomy places the organism in Eukaryota, Metazoa, Chordata, Mammalia, Artiodactyla, Balaenopteridae. Gene Ontology annotation, molecular function: protein binding.